This is a messenger RNA of Haplochromis burtoni (Burton's mouthbrooder), 4732 nucleotides long. Its product is annotated as kinesin-1 heavy chain. Lineage: Eukaryota; Metazoa; Chordata; Actinopteri; Cichliformes; Cichlidae. The record is from RefSeq and is a predicted model, not a curated record. Gene Ontology annotation, molecular function: ATP binding; microtubule motor activity; microtubule binding. Gene Ontology annotation, biological process: microtubule-based movement.
GUGACUUCUGACCGUCGGGUGGUCAACAGCGUCGCAGAUCCUGAGCAGCAAUGUGACGCUUCUGUUCAUGUGUCAUGUGCUCUAAUCGUUUUUUAGUUCAGCCCUGCAAAGAGGCUUUUUCAUCAAUGCGCGCCCGAAGGGAGCAUGCUGUUAGUUUUCUUCUAGCCGACUUUUAUUGUCAGCUUUCGCUGAAAAGUGUUGAAUAGAGACACAAAUGAAUGUAUGUUUUACAGUUUUUACUUUUGACUUCUUUUUGCGGGGAAAGUCUCUGAGCCGAGCGACAGACAACUUCAGCAGCACCACAUUUUUGUUCUCUGAGCGCUUCAUCCAUCCAUUCAUCCACUGCGGCGAGGAUGGGGGACGCGGCGGCGGAGUGCACCAUCAAGGUGGUGUGCCGUUUCAGGCCGCUGAACAGCGCUGAGGUGGCCCGCGGAGACCAGUACAUACCCAAGUUUAAGGGGGACGACUGUGUGCUGAUGGGCAAACCAUACUACUUUGACCGUGUGUUCCAGUCCAAGACAACUCAGGAGGAGUUUUAUAAUGCUGUGGCUCAGAAGAUAGUCAAAGAUGUUUUGGAGGGAUACAACGGGACCAUCUUUGCUUAUGGGCAGACAUCUUCAGGCAAAACACACACAAUGGAGGGGAAGCUUCAUGACCCUGAAAUGAUGGGAAUCAUUCCUCGAAUUGUGCAAGACAUCUUUAACUACAUUUAUUCCAUGGAUGAGAACCUGGAGUUCCACAUCAAAGUUUCAUAUUUUGAAAUCUAUUUGGACAAAAUUAGGGACUUGUUGGAUGUGUCAAAGACCAACCUUCCUGUACAUGAGGACAAGAACAGGGUCCCAUAUGUCAAGGGCUGUACCGAGCGUUUUGUCUGCACUCCUGACGAGGUCAUGGAAGCCAUAGACGAAGGCAAAAAUAACCGAAGCGUGGCUGUCACAAACAUGAAUGAGCACAGCUCCAGGAGUCACAGCAUCUUCCUCAUCAACAUCAAGCAGGAAAACAGUAAGACUGAACAGAAAUUAACCGGCAAGCUGUACCUCGUCGAUCUGGCUGGGAGUGAAAAAGUGGGUAAAACUGGAGCAGAGGGUACAGUGCUGGAUGAAGCCAAGAUGAUUAACAAGUCCCUGUCUGCACUGGGAAUUGUCAUCUCAGCUCUGGCAGAAGGCUCGUCCUACAUACCAUACAGAGACAGUAAGAUGACCAGAAUCCUGCAGGAUUCCCUGGGAGGGAACUGUCGGACAACUAUGGUCAUUUGCUGCUCACCUUCGGCUUACAAUGAUGCAGAGACCAGGUCUACAUUGCUUUUUGGACAGAGAGCAAAGACCAUCAAGAACCAAGUGACUAUGAAUGUGGAACUGACAGCAGAGCAGUGGAAGAGCAAAUGGGAGAAAGAGAAGGAGAAGAACAAGACGCUGAGAAACACAGUCACCUGGCUUGAGAAUGAGCUGAACCGCUGGAGGAGCGGAGAGAGUGUGCCAGCGGAUGAGCAGUUUGACAAAGAAAAGGCCAAAGAAGAAGUCCAGGCCCUGGAGAGCACCCACCACAAUGACAAGACGCCACCCAAACCUGCCCUGAGCUCGACGAUGAGAUCAACCAGCAGUCUCAGUUGGUGGAGACACUGAAGCAGCAGAUGUUGGAUCAGGAGGAGCUAUUAGCAUCCUCUCGCCGUGACCACCACACGUUGCAGACGGAGCUGAACCGGCUGCUGGCGGAGAAUGAAGCCUCCAAGGAGGAAGUGAAGGAAGUGCUGCAGGCCCUGGAGGAGCUGGCUGUCAACUACGACCAGAAGAGUCAGGAAGUUGAAAACAAAACCAAAGAGUUUGAGGCUCUCAGUGAGGAGCUGAACGAGAAAUCGAGCUCCUUGGCCUCCAUUGACUCAGAGCUUCAGAAAUUGAAGGAGAUGACCAACCACCAGAAAAAGAGGGUCACUGAGAUGAUGUCAUCAUUACUCAAAGACCUGGCUGAGAUAGGCAUCGCUGUGGGAAGCAAUGACAUCAAGCAACAGGAGAGCAGUGGUCUCAUUGACGAAGAGUUCACUGUGGCCCGUCUCUACAUCAGCAAGAUGAAGUCAGAGGUGAAGACCAUGGUGAAGCGCAGCAAGCUGCUGGAGAGCACACAGACCGAGACCACCCAGAAGCUGGACGAGACUGAGAGCGAGCUGACUGCCUGUCAGCUCCGCAUCUCCCAGCAAGAAGCCAAAAUCAAGUCCCUGACGGAGUCCCUCCAGAAUGUGGAGCAGAAGAAAAGACAGCUGGAAGAGAAUGUGGACUCUCUCAGUGAGGAAAUAGUCAGGACCAGGGCCCAGGAGAAGGUUAAUGCCAUGGAGAAAGAGAACGAGAUCCAGUCUGCAAAUGAAGUCAAGGAAGCUGUGGAGAAGCAGAUCCAGACUCACAGAGAGGCCCAUCAAAGGCAGAUCAGCAGCCUGAGAGAUGAGCUUGACGCCAAGGAGAAGCUUAUCACUGAGCUGCAGGAUCUGAACCAGCAGAUCAUGCUGGAGCAGGAGAGGCUCAGAGUGGAGCAUGAGAAGCUCAAGGCUGCUGACCAGGAAAAGAGCCGCCAGCUGGAAGAGCUCACGGUGCAGCAGGACAGGAGGGAGCAGGCCAGACAGGACCUGAAGGGACUGGAGGAAACUGUGGCACGGGAGCUGCAGACACUUCACAACCUGAGAAGGCUCUUUGUCCAAGACUUAUCCACAAGAUUAAAAAAGAAUGCUCAGAUGGACUCAGAGGACACAGAGAGCAGCGCUGCCCAGAAGCAAAAGAUCAGCUUCCUGGAGAACAACCUGGAGCAGCUAACCAGAGUUCACAAGCAGCUGGUACGGGACAACAAUGACCUACGCAGCGAAAUCCCAAAGAUGGAGAAGCGCCUGCGGGCCACCGCUGAACGGGUCAAAGCCCUGGAGACCGCCCUAAAGGAAGCCAAAGAGAAUGCAGCCCAUGACCGUAAACGCUACCAACAGGAGGUGGAGCGCAUUAAGGAUGCCGCCAAGCCUAAAAACAUGGGCAGGAGAGGGUCAGCACAGAUAGCCAAGCCUAUCAGACCUGGUCAGCUGCCAGGGGCUCCCAUAAACUUCAGUGUCAACAGGUCCAACCUCAUCCAGAACAACCACCCUACCGGCAUUAAGGGAGGAGGAGGCAAUAACAGUCCCUGAUGGUACUAAUACUCACUCAGAUACAAAACCAAAGAAGCAGACUGACAUGGACGUCCAUCAGCUGAAUCGUUGCACUAUUCUUCCAAUGUCUGAAUGUGUAUUUACUGUAUAUAAGCACAGCAUAAGCUGCAAAGCUGCUCUUUUAAGCUCUGUAAGCACUCAUAACGUGUAAUAGUGUCCUGCAAAAUCCACUUUUAUUAUGACAGGCUGGUGUGUUUCCUUUUCCCAGGCACAGAUAAUAUUUUACAUUGUGCCAACAUGCAUGUACAUACAGUAUCAGACCUUGAUGGCCACCUCAGCAUGAGAGCAGAGAUGAAAACAAGGCUGAACGAAGGCCUUGAUUCUUUUGUCUGUUUGUUGACUUAUUGAUUGGUUAAAAUGUGACAUGCGCAGUUCACAGAUGUCACAAAAACCUUUGAAGGCAAAAAAAACACACUUUAGUUGUACUCAUAGGAAAAAGGAAGUUUUGACAGGACUCUGUGCAGUCCACUCUUACUGUUCCCAUAGGAUUUACGAGGGCACAUAGUAGCCAGGUGCUGCUAAUCAAAUGCACUUGAUUAACAGAUCAUCAGCGAGUGUGAGCGCCUCUGUGAAACAGAUGUUUUGCCAGUUUGCUAGUCUGGAACAUUCGGAUGUGUUUUAAUAAUGUUCCACAGUUUUCCCAGGGGAAAAUCACCCAAGGUCAGAUUGUGGAGUUUUUGGAAAAUCUGAAAAACAAAAAAAACCCCGCCAAGAGCUACGUCUCUUAGCAUGCUAAAUGCUAACGUUCAUGACAGGAUGAUUAGGAAAUGACUGCACAAGUAUGACUUGUUUGGAAAGGUUGCCAGGAGAAAGUCUCAUCUAUUGGAAAGGAAGAUGGCAGCAUGAUUUAGGUUUGCAAAGUUGUAUCUGAAGGAACUGCAUGACUUCUCUGGGUAGAUGAGGCCAAGUGUGAGACCAUCUGUCCAACAGCUUAAGCUUGGCUGAAAUUGGGUCAUGCAACAGGACAAUGGCUGAAAAAAAGAAAAGGUGUUGUUUUGGCUCAGUGACAGUCCAGACCUCAACCUGAUUGAAAUGUCCUUAUGCAUAAAUUCAGUUCAAAACUCAACAAACUGAAGCAAUGUAAAGUUGUGUUGGCCAAAAUUCUCGCAUGAUGUAAAGUUAUACAGAAAACAAUUACUGCAAGUUAAUGCUGCUUAAGGAGGUUAUACGAGCUACUGAAUUGUGGGGUGUACUGAGUUUUUCACUGGACUGCACAGACUACUGUGAAAACUUUCUUUUUCACGACUGUGUCUUAGUUUAUGUCACUGAAGUUGCACUGCUGCAUUGCAGCACCUUUUGCUGGAGACAGCAGAGGGCAGAAAUGGCAUAAGCAUAAAGCAUGACCGUGUCUAGCAUUAUAGAACAGAGAAUGAUCUGCCUAUGUGUAAUUGUUAUUAUUGUAAAGAUACCUCAAUAAAAUCAAUCUGGAACCGCUGUCAUAUUUUGGUGUGAUAGCUUAACAAGCUAAUAACGAUGAUGCUGAAGCAGCAGUUUUUUGUCCCUUAAACAUUUAACAUUUUAUUAAAUGAAUCUGUUACUACAGUGCUGGGUUCAGCUUCC